CAUCUCCGUCCUUCCAUCAGAGGUUAUGGCUGAGGACUCGGUGUUCGGAACACACGCUACAAAGUUGCAGCGUUGCCCCGGGAAUAUGUUUUGAAGAGCGUUUUGUGCUCAGACCGUCGCGAAGAGAUGAGUUGUCGCACUGCUGGUUAAGUGAAGCGGCUGUGAACCUGCCACCAUGUCCCACGCUCAGGUUGAGAUCCCGGGACGGGGCUUUCCCGGUCUCCCCGGAGAUCUGACCGACGACCAUCUGCCACGCGUGCCCACCGUGCUGAGGACCAACGGCGUGGGCGCGCGCAGGAACUCCUACUGUCUGCAGAAGAUCAGCAUGGACAUUGACUCCCCUCUCUAUAGCGGGGUGCUCUCCAAAGCCUUGUCCUGGUCUGCAGAGAACAUCCUCACGCUCCCGGAGUCAAGAGUCGAGGAGGAGAAACCGGAGUCUCCUCCGGUCUCCAGCUCCAGCACGCCCCCCUGCAGCCAGGAGUCCUGGGUGCCCACCAGAAGCAGAGCCCCUGAGGUGAGCUCGGACUCGGAGACCGAGGUCGUCCACAACAAACAGCACAAGAUACUGUCCCGGAUCACCUUUGACACGCAGUGGGAGCUGGAGGAGAAGGAAGACGUGGAGACCAAAGCGGUGGCCACCUCGCCCGAUGGAAGGUACCUCAAGUUCAACAUUGAGAUUGGACGGGGGUCCUUCAAGACUGUCUACAAAGGUCUGGACACAGAGACCACAGUGGAGGUGGCCUGGUGUGAGCUUCAGACUCGAAAGCUCACCAAAGUGGAGCGACAGCGGUUCAGUGAGGAGGUGGAGAUGCUGAAAGUGCUGCAGCACCCCAACAUCGUCCGCUUCCACGACUCCUGGAAAUCAACUGUGAAAGGCCACAAGUGCAUCAUCCUGGUGACAGAACUCAUGACAUCAGGGACACUCAAAACGUACUUGAAGAGAUUCAAGGAGAUGAAGCUGAAGCUGCUACAGCGCUGGAGUCGUCAAAUCCUUAAAGGGCUUCACUUCCUGCACACAAGGACCCCUCCCAUUAUCCACAGGGACCUCAAGUGCGACAACAUCUUCAUCACUGGCCCCACUGGAUCAGUCAAGAUUGGCGAUUUGGGGCUGGCCACCUUGAAAAGUGCCUCAUUUGCCAAAAGUGUCAUUGGAACCCCGGAGUUCAUGGCUCCAGAGAUGUACGAGGAGAAAUACGACGAAGCUGUGGACGUCUAUGCCUUUGGAAUGUGUAUCCUGGAGAUGGCCACCUCUGAGUACCCGUACUCCGAGUGCCAAAAUGCUGCUCAGAUCUAUCGUAAAGUCACCAGCGGCAUGAAACCUGAUAGUUUCUACAAAGUCAAAGUCCCGGAACUGAAGGAAAUCAUUGAGGGCUGCAUUCGUAUGAACAAAGACGAAAGGUACACGAUCCAGGACCUCUUGGAACACCCCUUUUUCCAGGAGAACAACGGUGUCCACGUGGAGCUCGCUGAGGAGGACGACACGGUGAAGUCAGGUCUGAAACUGUGGCUGCGCAUGGAUGACUCCAAGAAACUUCAUGGAAAAUACAAGGACAACAAUGCCAUCGAGUUCCUGUUUGAGCUCUACAAGGACGUUCCAGAGGAGGUGGCUCAGGAGAUGGUGGUGCUAGGGUUCGUGUGCGAGGCUGACUUCAAGCUCGUGGCCAAGUCCAUACGUGACCGGGUGACCACCAUCAAGCGCCAGAGGGAGAAGCUGAGGCGGCAGGCUGCAGAGCAGAAGAGGAAGCAGGAGGCUAUUGAGGAGGAACCGGAACCUCAGCAGCUCUCUCCUAAAGUGGGCGAGGUUGAGACCCCAACCCUGGCCCUGACACCCCCAGCUCCGGUGCUGUCUCCAGUCACCAGCUCUGCUGACUCUGGUGUGAGCUCCAGCUACCCCGCGGAGCCAGAGGAGCCAGAGGCAGAUCAACACCUCCGACACAACAGCCUCUCCUCGGUCAACUCUGACUGUGAGACUGACGGCUAUCUGAGCUCCUCUGGACUUCAGGAUCCGCUAGAGUCCGGCAGCUUUAACUCACCCAUGACUCCACCCACCACUCUCACCACACAUGGCCCCAAUGGACUCUCCAUUCCCGCACUGCGCUUCCCUACAAGUAUCGCCGUCUCCAACAACAUGGAACACGGCAACUGUGGGCCCACCAGCGGCUGUAAUUCCCCCGUGGACAGCUACGCAUCAGAUGUGACAUCUGGUCUCAGCGAUGGUAACGAGGGAUCGUCGGAGAAGAACGAGAAAACUGCUGCCCGGCGAAGUGCAGGGAAGCUGUUUCGGAGAAGAGCGCGCUCCAGACUGCGCAUCACGGGGCUCUCUGACAAAGUGGACCGGGUGGUGGAGUGUCAACUGCAGACCCACAAUGACAAGAUGGUGACAUUCAAGUUUGACCUGGACGGUGACAAUCCUGAUGACAUUGCAGCCGUCAUGGUCCACAAUGAGUUCAUCUUGCCCUCAGAAAAGGAGGGAUUCAUCCACAGAAUGGGUGACAUCAUCAAACGUGCUGAAGCUCUGAUGGCGAAAGAACAGACUCUCCACUCCAGCGGCCACAGAGCCAUCCCGCCCACUUUUUCCGGCGGUGUCAACUCCCUUUCUUCCUCUCAGCCAAACCUGUGCAGUCACGCUCUCCCUCGAACACACUCCUCCUCCUCGCUGCCUGACAUUGCUAACCAGAGAGUAGAGACACGCAGCCCUCAGCCUUCCAACUGCUCCAUCUUGGGUUCAGACAUUACUUCACCUGGCCGACCUCUUACACGCUCACAGUCCUUCCGCAGUACUGCAGGUUCUCCUCAUCACUAUCAGCACCAUCACCACCCUGCCUCCCUGCUGCCGCACCACCAGCACUACCACUCCCCCCACAUGGGCAACUCCCACUUUCCCUUCCCCUACCCAGGUUCCCCUAGCUCCCCUAAACCAAUCGGGGUCCAUUCUCCCCUCACCCGCGUGGCCAGUAACCCCACCUUCCCCUCUGCUCCCUCACCAGCUCCAGGCUCCCCAGGUGUUCACCAUGAGAGUCCAGGAAGCAGCGAGGGCAUGGCGAUGCCUCAGCACCCCAAUAUGUGGCCCCCCCACACACAGCCCUUAUUCUCCUUGGCUAACGUCAUUUCCAUGGCCAUGAGCAUGGCUCAGUCCUUCAUUCCACCCCCCAGCCUCCCUUCUCAGGGGUUGCCAUCUUACCCAGGCUUCCACAGCCCAUCAGGAUACCCCUAUCAACAGCACUACCAGCCGCCACCAGCAAAUGUUACGUACUCUACUCCCAACUUCCAGCCUCAGAAUGUCUACCAGAGUCCGGAGACGCCACCUCAGAUCCUUGCACCAGAGUUCCACGCACAUGAAGCUCAUACCUGGGCGUCAGCCACCCCACCUCCCCUUAUGACCUCCACUCCACCUCCAACAUCUCCACAGAGAUCUUCAGGCUCUCCGAGUCUGAGCUGUGAAGCACCGUUCUCUGCACAGAUUCCAGCACAGCCAUCAGAAACCUCCAGUUUGACGUCCUUGUCUGACCUUUCACCUCUUUCUCCUGACAGUCCGCAAAGCACUUUAUCCUUCAGCGCUCCUUCUCACUCCGUCGUACCUGAAGCAAACACCAUCCGUUCAACAACUGAGCCAUCAGCUGACGCGCCUGUGACUGUCGGUCGGUUCCAAGUGUCUCCCAGCAAGGAGGUUCCUGCACCAGUUCUUCCAGUCACACCAGCAGACGCAGACAGCGACACCACAUCAUCAGAGAGCAGCACAGAGGAGCAGGCUGAGUCCGAGACGAGCAUGGGCACCUCCCUCACCAUGUCCCCUCCUCAGCAGCAUCUCCACAGGACCGGGAUGCUGCAUGAUGGACAGGUGGUCUGGCAGACUAGCCAGGAGCAACAGCAGGGUGCAGGUCAGGAGGAGGAGGUGGAAGAUGAUGAAGAGGAGGAUGAGGAAGGCGAAGAGCAAGUUGAUGAGCGGCCAAGGAUGAGGAAGAGGAGUCGGCGGAGGGCGUACAGUCUCAGUCUGAUGGGGACAUCGGCGGACAGUGGGCUCUCUGUGACGGCUGCGGAACUGGAGGGCCGGCUGUGGGAUGGCGCCGCUGGCAGCCCGCAGUACAACAAUGCUCUCCAUCACCUGUGGAUGAUGACCUACAAUCACAGCGCCCCCUAUCUGAGCAGCGAUGAGUCUGACAGUGACGACGAGGACAUGUUGGAGGAAUUGCAGGAACUCAGAGAGAAGCAUGUGUCAGAGGUGCAAGCCCUGCAGGCGGCUCAGAAGCGAGAGAUUGAGGAGUUGUAUGAGAAGAUGGGGAAGGUUCCUCCUCCAGGCAUCGUCUCUCCUGCAGCAAUGCUGUCAAGCAGACAGCGCCGUCUGUCCAAAGGCAGCGGUUUCCCGUCCUCCCGCCGGAACAGCCUGCAGCGCUUGGACAUGCUGCCGCUCCAAGGCAUCAUCCGAAGAAACUCUCUUGGGGGCAGCAGCAGCAGCGGUUCACAGGACAAGCACAGCAAAGGUGUCACGUUUGCUACAGACAUCAGUCGAAUGUAAGAAUCCACCAGCCCCCCGAUCGCCCGGACUACCUCAUCUGAAGUGCAACUGCUGCAGUCCAGCAGAAGAUUCCUAAUUCAAAGAAUAGCUGGAGCCGCAUGACCCCUGCUGGACCCUUUGACUGUGUUACAUCACGGACCACUUCCACACGAUCAAAUUGGAAAAAGAAAAACAUUGGAAGCAAACCUCAAGUUCUGACGCAGUCGACUUGACUUGACACUUCACUGUGACCCACACCAAACAAUAAUGUGAAGCAACCUGUCAACAUUUGUUGAAGAAGUCCCGUCACCUGAGGGCUGGGCAGCUCCAGUGAUAGCUGCCGUUUGUUUUUCAAUUGUCUUCAUGAAGAUAGACAGUGAGAGUGCAAAAGUUCAUUUCAGCUCAAUAGAUUUGUUGUUUUGGCUAAAUAGCCGGAAUCAAAUUAUGGCCAGGAAUGAGAUAGAAAUGACUUUUUUUGUGUUGCAUAAAUUGAUAUGCAGUUAAUGAGACCAAACAAAUAGUAGCUCAAGUUACUCAGCUGUUUGCUGCUCACAGUGUUUAAGAAACAAGCCACAUAACUUUGCUGCAAAGCUUUCCCUCUCAUACUGAGGAGGGUAAUAUUUCAAACUUCUAUGAGAAUGAAGUCACAUUCCAAGAUGGCAUCUCAGCCAAUAUUACACCAGCAAAGUCCUUUUGCUUUCAUCACAGGUGUACCAUUUCCACUUGACUCAAGAAUACUGAGAUCAAGUCAGUUGUCCCUCCAUCCAUUCUUAAUGUGUGAGUCCACCCCAGCUUGACAAAGACGACACAGUUGGUAAAAGGUGAACAAGAAGUCAACUAAACCUUAACACGGCUCUUUUCUCUUAUCUCUGUGAACAGUACUGGCCUCCUCCCACACUUAUAUCUGAUCUGGUCCCCUGGAUCUUCAGGUUCUGACCAUAGAUGGCAGUUGAGACAACUCUUCAUUUGAUAUGGUAAAGGCUCAAAUAUUCUACUACUGUCUGGUGUGAGUCCAGGGUAGCUAGGCAAGUGCCUUCAAUCCAGUCCCAACUGAUCCAAUCUCAUAUUCGAGUUUGACCUCAUGAAAUGAGAAGAUCCCCUUAUCAGACAUGUGCCCUUCUCUUAGUGUAUAUUCGUUACUAAACACCUGGAUGGAGAGAGUCCUUCGUCAGUGCUCUCACACUACAAUGGGUGUAUAAAAAGCCUACUCGUUUUCUGUUGGCAGUAAUUUUCAAGGUUUAUAUUUUCCCUCUAUAUCAUUUUGGAUUUAAAAUCUUGCCACGGUCGCGUGGCAGUUUGAAACCGUACAGCACUUUUGCUUCUCGAAUGGCAUUUUAUUCCAAAGGGAACUCUGUGUUUUGUCAUGCUCACCAUAUGUCUGUCAUAAUAUUCAUGCGACGGUGUGCUUUUUCAAUGUUUUUAGUGCAGGAUUUAUUUGUGAAAGAUGGAGCUAACCAUAAGUGGCGAUGUCACUAUGGUUCUGUUGAAACGGUGAGAACUGUCACGAAAAGAAACAGAGUAAAACAGAUUAUGGGGAGGUGGGAUGUGUAUGUAUUAUGUGAAUUAUGGUUUGUGUUGAAAUCUAACAGAGUAUUUUGGUUCGUUGUGCAAAAUCCAUCCAGGUCUACCGGAUCUCAUGUUGAUUGUAAAUGUGUAAAUAGUAGAGUGAAUUUAUAGACGUUGUUUACAUGCUAUGAUAAUUGAACUUGAUAUUUCCUUAAUCUUUACUCCGGCUCAAGCAAUAAGAAUUAUAACCAUAUAUGUUGCUUAUCGAUAGAUCAAGCACCUCAUGCACUUUAGAAAUGUUCUGUUUCGCCUCUCAUUGAUUUCCUGCCGGAGACAACUGUUCACCUGAGGAAGAGCCAGUCGCAAUAUUGGAUUGCCGUGAUGAUGAUCUACAUUUAUCGUAACAGGGUAGAUUAAGAGAAUGCAGUGCAAGCUGUGAAGCCUUAAUAAGUAUUCAUAACACACUGAGAUUUUAUGGCAGUUUAACCAAAGUUCAUAAUAUAUACAAAAUGUCUGAAUGUAAAUAUCUGUGCUGCUUCCUGAAGCUGCUGUCCUGCCAUGCUGAAUCUGUGCCUUUCCUUGAUGUCUUAUUUUAUAUUUUUACUCUCCAGAUUGGGUGGCUUGAUCAAAUUCUUUAACUAGAAAUUCAUAUGUAACAUUUUGGAAAUAAAUAAAAGU
This is a messenger RNA of Synchiropus splendidus (mandarinfish), 6676 nucleotides long. RefSeq names its product WNK lysine deficient protein kinase 4a (gene wnk4a). The transcript has 21 exons. The coding region runs from base 176 to 4513 and encodes 1445 amino acids. Lineage: Eukaryota; Metazoa; Chordata; Actinopteri; Syngnathiformes; Callionymidae. Gene Ontology annotation, cellular component: cytoplasm; cytosol. The record is from RefSeq and is a predicted model, not a curated record. Gene Ontology annotation, molecular function: ATP binding; protein serine/threonine kinase activity; chloride channel inhibitor activity. Gene Ontology annotation, biological process: monoatomic ion homeostasis; protein phosphorylation; positive regulation of sodium ion transmembrane transporter activity.